Lodderomyces parapsilosis is the source of this 864-nucleotide messenger RNA. RefSeq names its product Cbr1p (gene CBR1). Gene Ontology annotation, cellular component: endoplasmic reticulum; plasma membrane. Lineage: Eukaryota; Fungi; Ascomycota; Pichiomycetes; Serinales; Debaryomycetaceae. Bases 1 to 864 code for a protein of 287 amino acids. The transcript has a single exon. Gene Ontology annotation, molecular function: oxidoreductase activity. The record is from RefSeq and is a predicted model, not a curated record.
AUGGCUGACUCUUCAUCUGAACCUAAUCCUUUCCUUAUACUUGCUACGGUUGCUACUAUUAUCAUCUCGUUUGUUAGCUACUAUUUCCUCAAGUUAUCAAGACAGAAUAACAAGCCAGCAUUGAUUCCUGAUCAAUUUCAGAAAUUUCCUUUGAUCAGUAUUACUAAAGUGUCCCAUAACUCGGCAAUUUAUAGAUUUGGAUUACCAAAACCUACCGAUACUUUGAAUUUACCCAUUGGACAGCAUAUUUCCAUUGGUGCUAUUAUUGAUGGUAAAGAGAUUGUUAGAUCAUAUACCCCCAUUUCCACCAGUGACCAAAGGGGUCAUUUUGACUUGUUGAUUAAAACUUAUGAGAAUGGUAAUAUUUCCAAGCAUGUUGCUUCUAAAAAAGUUGGUGAUUAUGUUGAAAUUAGAGGCCCAAAGGGAUUCUUUACUCAUACUCCAAACAUGAAGAAGUCAUUUGGAAUGAUUGCUGGUGGUACUGGUAUCGCACCAAUGUAUCAAAUCAUUACCGCUAUUUUAAACAAUCCUGAGGAUAACAUCAAGAUUUCUUUAAUCUAUGCCAAUGUUACUGAGAAUGAUAUUUUGUUGAGAAAGGAAUUGGAAGCAUAUGCUGCUAAACAUCCAGAUAGAUUGAAAAUUCAUUAUGUUUUGAACGAGGCUCCAGCUGAUUGGGAAUUUAGUACUGGAUUUGUUACUCCAGAAUUGAUUGACAAACACUUGCCAAAACCUUCUGAUGAAACUACAUUGUUAUUGUGUGGACCUCCACCAAUGAUUAGUGCUAUGAAAAAAGCUGCUGCAUCAUUAGGAUAUGAAAAGGCUAAACCAGUGUCCAAAUUAGGAGACCAAGUGUUUGUCUUUUAG